Leptosia nina is the source of this 1020-nucleotide messenger RNA. The record is from the annotation of a GenBank genome assembly. NCBI's taxonomy places the organism in Eukaryota, Metazoa, Arthropoda, Insecta, Lepidoptera, Pieridae.
AUGAAAUCCACAAUCAUUUACAUAAUCCUUCUUAAUCAAGUUAUAUCGCAGACUGUUUUUAAUCCAGUGAAUCGUUUAAACGCGUUACAAGACGCGACCAAAUCGAAUUUUUCCGUUCGCCAAGCGACAACGAGUUCGGAAACGACUCUCGCGGUGUCGGCCGGAUACAAUCUUAAUGUCACCCCGCCCGGCGUCCUCGACGAGACGUUAGCAGCACGAGGGGAAAAUUUCCGAGCAAUCUCACCAAUUUACCCGGUUGAAAAAAGGAAUUCCGAUGAAAAAACCGAUGGAAACGAAGAAAAGUUCAAAUUGCUUUCAUCUCGCAAAGGAAAUUCUACAAGUCAAAUGGAAAAGGAGAAUUACGAUAAAAAUAACACAUCGGAGGCGUCCCAGCUUGUGUGGGAUAAUUGUUUCGAGACCGCCUACAGGGACAAUCGACAGGUGAACCCAAAAGUUCAUUAUGACAUGGAAAAUGCGCAUCGCUUGGAGAUCGAUAAUGGCGAAAUGUUAAAAAACAGAGAAUUCCUGGUGAACAACAAUUCGCUGGCAGUGAAAUCUUGGCUGGAGAAAUACAACAGUUUAAAGAAUUCGAUAAACAUUCGUAAAACGACUACCGGUAUAGACACUGAUAACUUCUUUACAACUACAAUAACGCCUUUCACGGAUGAACCGCAAGAGGCGCCACUAGAUUUUGGUAUGAUGGAAAUAAACUCCGUUCCAAUAAUCCCAAUAACAAAAGAGAUUUUGAAAGAACACGAAUCACCAGAAACGUAUAACGUUACUGUUGAUGUACUCGUGACGGAAAAUAACAUCAAAGCCAGUUAUAGCGACGAUUGGGUAGACGGCGAGGAUAGAACGAAAAUAAAAUUUAGUAGUAUGCCGCACACACAAAACUAUUUGAUUCCGAAAUUCAAACUUGAAGAGGGAUUUCACCCUUUUAGUUUUAUGUCACAGUUUUUUUCGAUGAUUUAUCCGUUCGAUUUUCCCGUCGGUAAGUUCAAUUUUAGACCUUUUAGAUAA